GUUCACCAGCAUGGCUCUCACGUAUCAGGUCGCAGUCUGGAAAAGUUGGACACCACAGGCGGUUUAAAUCCAAACCAGAGACAGGGCGACAGGAGAAGAAACCAGCAUGACGACCGAGAGAGUCUCGGCUCUGAGCGGCGGCGACGAGGUGGAGGACUCGGCUCUGGGAUAUUACGACGACGAAGACGACCUGGACGCGUUUUCAGACGGAGAGCUGGGCUGUGAGGACGGAGUGCUGGGCUUCAGUGAUUCACUGAGUGGAGAGGUCAAACCUCGUAUACUGUUGAUGGGCCUACGGAGGAGUGGAAAGUCCUCCAUCCAGAAGGUGGUUUUUCACAAGAUGUCCCCCAAUGAGACCCUGUUCCUGGAGAGCACCAACAAGAUCUGCAGGGAGGACGUCUCCAGCAGCUCUUUCGUCAGCUUCCAGAUCUGGGACUUCCCCGGACAGAUCGACUUCUUCGAUCCCACCUUCGACUACGAGAUGAUCUUCAGAGGAACCGGAGCGCUGAUCUUUGUCAUCGACUCACAGGAUGACUACGUGGAGGCUCUGAGCAGGCUGCACCUCACUGUGACAAGGGCCUACAAAGUCAACCCAGACAUCAACUUCGAGGUGUUCAUUCACAAAGUGGACGGCCUGUCGGACGACCACAAGAUCGAGAAGCAGAGGGACAUUCAAAAACGAGCCAGCGACGACCUCGCAGACGCAGGCCUGGAACGAAUCCACCUGAGCUUCUAUCUGACCAGUAUAUACGACCACUCCAUCUUCGAGGCCUUCAGUAAAGUGGUCCAGAAGCUCAUCCCUCAGCUGCCCACGCUGGAGAACCUGCUCAACAUCUUCAUAUCAAACUCGGGUAUUGAGAAGGCCUUCCUGUUUGAUGUGGUCAGUAAGAUUUACAUCGCCACAGACAGCAGCCCAGUGGACAUGCAGACGUACGAACUGUGCUGCGACAUGAUCGACGUGGUCAUUGACAUCUCCUGCAUCUAUGGGCUGACAGACUGUGAGGCUGGGUUACCCUAUGACAAGGAGUCCAUGGCCAUCAUCCAUCUGAACAACACUACAGUCAUGUACCUGAAGGAGGUCACCAAGUUCCUCGCCAUGGUCUGCUUCGUCCGCAGGGACAGCUUUGAGAGGAAAGGACUCAUCGACUACAACUUCCACUGCUUCAAGAAAGCCAUCCAGGAGGUUUUUGACGUUCGAGUGAAGGUUCAACAGAACCGUAAACUCCUCAGUAACAGGAGGUGGAGCAAACUGACUCUGACCAACGGAGGGCUCAACAACCCCCACUGAGGACAGGUGACACCGCAUCGGUCCUCUCAAUACCCGGAGCUGCACCCAGACAAAUUCAGGAGCCUCCAUCCUCAUUCAGAGUGUUUCAUCUUACUGGGAAUUGUCCUGUUCCGUCCUCCAGCUGUCUGUCCAGAGAGGACAGUGUCUUUCACCGGGCUGACUGACUUUAAUGCACAAAAACAGUUUUCAAGUAGGAAGUGAGACGAAUACAGGAAGAUGAACUGAUUUUAUUCCCCCACCCUCCAUGGCAGUAAUGGUGGAGUAAUGUGCCUCAAUAGACCACAGAAACUCACACUAGUGAUGUGUCUCAGAGUCAGUGUGCUUGUGUCAUGUGAUUCUCUGUGAGACAAGGGCUGUAAAUAUAUAUUUUAGUCUGGUGCCUUGGCUCUGCUCACAUGACGCUCUGGAACAAUUCUGAGAGAGUUUGAGCCUGAGAUGCACAACAUCUAACACAUAUGAGCACAUAUUAAAAAGAAAGAGUCAAAAAUGAUGACUAAAACGCUAAUGCAGGAGCAAGGAUGCAGAGCUCAGUGUUGUGUGCAGAGUAAAUGAACGUCAGAUGUGUAUAUAGACAGUCUUACAUACAUGAGUGACAAUAAAAUCACUUUGUGCCUCCCUCAGCUACCAGAGCCUCUGUGGAUCACCCUUUAGACACCAAAUCACUCCUAACAGGCUGAACUGGGAACCAGUAUGACCACAGAAUGAAUUAAGGCCAUCACUUCCAUGUUAGGACUGAAAGUUCUAUUAACAACCACAAAAAAAACACCAGACUAAGAAACCAAACAAAGUGACGUGUUCUGUGUGUCGAUCUCCUCCACGCCUACACACAACGAACAGUGCUGCUGUGGCAGUCAGUCAGUCGGAGCGAGUGUGUUGGUGUUGCAAACAGGGGAUGCUGAUGUAUAAAACUAUGGCAGGGCAAACUAAAAUUAAUAUUAAUUUACUAGUACAAGUAAUAAAAACAUAAGCUACUACAUUAAUGGACGAGCCAAUUAAUUGUCUUGACAUUGGUAAAGAUCAUGGCUCACCAUCUUCCAUCAGCACAACCUUUCUGUCUGUUGUCUGUGAUUUGUGGACGGUAAUAAAAUCUUUGGAAAUUGCAAGUCAUUCUCAUCUAAAUCAGUAUGAGUCGUGUUUGUUAAGAUUUGACUGAGCUAUAAUUUUGAGAGGGAUUGGGAUUUUUCUCUUUUUAAUUUACUGAUAUGACUUCUUGAAUGGUUGUACAACCACACUGUACAUGCAGUCCACCAGGUCUUGAGUUUGGGUUUGCACAUUUAGGCCAGGGUCUGGAGUCAUGAGUUGUUGUGCAAUGAAAUUAAAAAACUGACAAUGAAUGAUAUUGGUUUUCUCCACCACAGGAUCUUACUGGCCUAUAACUUGAGGUUCUGGUUUUGUACUCAAGUUCCUGAACCUGAACUUCAGCACUGGAGGUAGUAUUGAAUUAAAAUGUCAAGGUUGAGUGUGACAGAUGGUUUGCAGCAUUACAAAACGAUAUAGCCUGGUGUUAAACGCACCAUAUCUUGUUUACAGUUCUUUCAGUAUGGACAGAAACAUACUCAAAGGCACUUUAAUGUAGUAUCUAUUAUCCAUAAGCUCAGAGCCUGAAGAACAAAACGCGUACAGGUCUGGAAAGCCAAUCAGAAACAUUAGGGACUUUAAGCAGUGACACUUGAAGGGACGGCUAUGGUGUGAUGUGAUGACGUAGCAUUCAUGUGGACACUUCCUACUGUCGCAGCCCAUCUGUCUGCUACAGGAGAAAGACCAGUUUGCCCUGUGAUAUGUCAAAGACUUAGCAAGUAAUUAUAGGUUUUUGUCAUAUUGAACUCUGUCAUUUCAGUUAUAUUCCAUUAAACUGUUGCUAGAUUUAUGGAAUAUAUUUGUUAAAGAUAGCUGCUAAUUUGACUGAUUUUUCCAGUUUAGUCAUAGACAUGUCAGCUGGUGCCAGCAGCGCUCAAGAUGCUGAGAGGCAACCACAGUAAGUAGCAACUGGCUCAUGUUCCACUAGCCAAACACUAAAACUGUUGUUAACCUCCAUCCUCUCUCUCUAGCCCACAAACUGACUGUGCUGUGGGUUGAUGAAACCAUGACGCUGUCCGUGGUGCUGAAGUAACAGACGGAUUUAAACAAACUCCUCCUCUCAUCCUUUUAAGAGACAUAUUGUAGCGAUGCUCAGAGCGGCCUCGGUUUCCUGAAGAAGUGAAGUAGCCAUUGUUAGAGUUAAAUGUUGCUUAGUGAUCUUUGAUUUUCAUCACUACGACAAAGUAUUGAAAUAUAUUAAGGUGCCGUAGCCACCACUUCACCCGUCACUGCUUAAAGUCCCCACUCUGGUUUAGAACAUGGACCUCACAAGUUCAGGUUCUGUGAAGCUCCAGGUUACAGGUGGCAAUGGAAAAAGGCCUAAUGACAAGUCUGAGUCAUGAGCUUAUUCUGAUGUGUUAAUGGCUAUCACAUGAGACAGCUGUUCAGGGUUCCAGUUCUCUGUCAGUCUGGUCCAAGGUUGGUUUACUGUGCAACCUAUAUUUUCAAUCCCUUAUAUGUACAUUUCACAAUAACUGUGACUUGUUGUCACUGUUUGUAUUUGAAAAGCUCAGUACAGUUUGUACCCAGCAGUGGGUAUGUAUUACUCAGUGCAGUGGUUCCCAGUCUUUUCCAACUCAAGGCCCACUUGAAAACCUUGAAACUUUUGGCGGCCAACAACCAGUUUUUUAUUUUAAUAAUCUGUCUUUGCCUCUCUUUCCUUUUGACUUCUCCUGUUGUCAACCAGCUAUUUAUUUUGAUUCUUUUUGUCAUAGAUCUGUUAGCGUGCAAUCAGACUGAAUAGUAAACAAGUAUUUGCUGCGUUGCGCCCAGCAACAACAUAAAAUCAUUGGUUAAUCACAUUUUUU
Seriola dumerili (greater amberjack) is the source of this 4173-nucleotide messenger RNA. RefSeq names its product ras-related GTP-binding protein D-like (gene rragd). Gene Ontology annotation, molecular function: GTPase activity; GTP binding. The coding region runs from base 107 to 1288 and encodes 393 amino acids. The record is from RefSeq and is a predicted model, not a curated record. Gene Ontology annotation, cellular component: lysosome; nucleus; Gtr1-Gtr2 GTPase complex. NCBI's taxonomy places the organism in Eukaryota, Metazoa, Chordata, Actinopteri, Carangiformes, Carangidae. The transcript has 7 exons. Gene Ontology annotation, biological process: positive regulation of TOR signaling; cellular response to amino acid stimulus; regulation of autophagy.